Messenger RNA from Suillus discolor, 1626 nucleotides. RefSeq names its product pyridoxal phosphate-dependent transferase. Gene Ontology annotation, molecular function: transaminase activity; pyridoxal phosphate binding. NCBI's taxonomy places the organism in Eukaryota, Fungi, Basidiomycota, Agaricomycetes, Boletales, Suillaceae. The record is from RefSeq and is a predicted model, not a curated record. Gene Ontology annotation, biological process: biosynthetic process. The transcript is spliced from 12 exons. The coding region runs from base 1 to 1626 and encodes 541 amino acids.
AUGAGUGUCGAGAAGUGCGCACAGUCUAUUGAUCUCUCUCACCAUCUUUCCCAGCUAUCCAAGGCUAUGGUCAUAUCUCCGCUGAAUGGGGGGCUGGAGAAAUACAAGUCACAGCCAGGAAUUCUGUCCCUCGCGGGAGGUUGGCCUAGUCCUGCGUAUUUCCCCAUCUCUGACAUUUCUGCAAACAUUUUGGUACCAGAAUCAUUUGGUCUCUCUCCGACCGAGCUGUCGACCUUUUUAUCCAGUAGCCACCAUGCAACCAAGGAGAAGACUCAGGCUGUCACCAUUCCCAAGUACCCUGCCGUUAAAGGGGAUAUUAAUUUAGCAAUGUUGCUCCAGUACGGCCAAGCAGUGGCACAGGCACAGUUGCAACCUUUCUUGAAACAGUUUAUCUCUGAGGUCUAUUGUCCAGCUUUUAGAGACUGGACCAUCCUUAUCAACACUGGUAGUACGGAUGGGUGGUCAAGAGCCGUUAUGACGCUGUGCAACCCCGGCGAGGGCAUACUGUGUGAAGAGUGGACCUACCCCCCCGCCAUGGCAUCAAUUAUCCCUUUCAAUAUCAAGCCUGUGCCUGUGCCCAUGGAUGGAUUAGGCAUGAAGAGCGAUGACCUCGAGAAUUUGCUGUCGCGAUGGGAUCCAGUUUCACGUCAAAUGCCAAGGCCUCGUGUUAUGUACGUUGUGCCUGUCGGACAAAACCCGAGUGGUUCGACGAUGAGCGUUGCUCGCAAGAAGCAGAUUUAUGAUGUUUGUGUCAAAUACGAUGUGAUAAUUGUCGAAGACGAUCCAUAUUAUUUUCUUCAACUAGGAACGUACACAUUUAAAGACGACAGGUCUCCUGGUGCAACAUCUUCCGGAAAACUGUCAGCCGAAGAAUCUAAACGAUAUGUCUCUACUCUGAUCCCUAGCUUUUUAAAUUUUGACUACGAAGGCCGCGUGAUCCGUCUCGAUACCUUUUCCAAAAUCAUUGCUCCUGGUAGUCGACUAGGAUGGUUCACAUGCAAUCCUGUCUUUGCGGAGAGGUUGGAAAGGCAAGGAGAAACAUCAGCUUACUCCCCGUGUGGCUUUGGACAGGCCGUUAUAAAAAAGAUAUUGACGCAUUGGACCUAUGAUGGUUACAUAUGCUGGCUUAGGGGUUUGCGGACAGAAUAUCAGCAACGCCGUGAUUUCUUUAUUGAUUGCCUUGCAGAGGAGUUUCAUUUACAUGCGGCUCCUGCAGUUGCAGGUGUCUGGGAAGGCUGCACCGUGUACCAGGCAUCAUCCAAAGUCAAGAGGACCACCGAUAUGACCGAGAAACACCCAGCCCGGGAUCGUACGAUGUUUAGCUUCGUUCCCCCAAUCGCAGGUAUGUUCUUAUGGAUGAAACUUCACCUCGACCAAUAUCCCUCAUUCGCACCAGGAGAUGAAGAUACCUUGGACACAAAAUUUUGGACCGAGUUAGCAGAGAACGGAGUGUUGUUUAUGCCAGGUUGGAAGUUCGCAGCCAACGCAAUGAUCAAAGACUCCGAUAGCACUGGCUCCGGCCACUUCCGUGUCAGCUUCAGCAAUGUUGAUUUCGCCGACCUCAAGAAAGCGGUCACUAUCUUUGGACGAGUCAUCCGAGAGUUCUUUCGAGAGGAGGACUUGUAG